Messenger RNA from Knipowitschia caucasica, 225 nucleotides. The record is from the annotation of a GenBank genome assembly. NCBI's taxonomy places the organism in Eukaryota, Metazoa, Chordata, Actinopteri, Gobiiformes, Gobiidae.
AUGGGGGGUUGCCACGAGGAGGGGGAAGCUACGGAGGAAAGUCACGAGCAGGGGGGAGCCACGAGCGGGUACCGUCGAGUACCAAUAAAGGUCUACAGCCUAGGAUCUGAAGUGGCAGCUGGAGGGCUACCAUUUGUGUUAUCGAGUGAGGACGUAUUACCAUUGAGACAUACCGCAAAGCGACCUACACGCAGCGGCGGGGCUCAUACCCCGCCUGCGCAGUAA